AUCGCGCCAGCGAUUUUUGCCACCGAAUCGAGUUUUGGACUUCGUGUUUCAAACUAGGUAGCCGAAGUCCUCAGAUUCUCUUUUCCCAUCGAGUUCUGUAUCAACCGAUGACCUCCCAGCUAACCCCAUAGCACAAAAAAAAACCAAGGCCCGAACUGCAACAUGGGCCCGCCCGAUCUCCAGACAACAUUUCCACACUCUGCUGACGACGAGGGGAUGGCACCGAAGACGAGCCGAUAAGACAUCAAGUUCAGCUCCUUCUCACACCUCUUGAUCAAGCCCGGUCACCGAUAGCAACAGAGGAAUAGUCGUACUCCUCCUCCGAAUUUGAGUUCAUCUAACUCGCCUUUUCACAUCAAGUCCUUGUCAAACAGAGAUAAACUGCACAAAUCAAUCGACUUUUGCUCUUAUUCCAUGUCUACAUCCUCACCCUCCAUCAAACGUACCGAGCAUCAAUCCCAUUCGAAAGGGAAGAAGGGUAUCAAGAAAUAAGUCGCCGAUCGUUCCACUCAUAGAGAUUGGUAUAAUGUUAAGGCUCCUUUGAUGUUCAAGAAACAAAACACUGGCAAGACCCUCACCAACCGAUCUGCUGGAACGAAGAACGCCAAUGACUCCUUGAAGGGCUGUAUCGUUGAACUUUCCCUCGCUGAUCUGAAUAAGGAUGAGGAACGAGCCUGUAUGAUUCUUAAGAACUCACACGAACAAUGAAUUCGCGGAUGCCUUCAAGUUCAAACAUAGUGCCACCUCUCUUGCCUUCAGAUUCCAACACGGAUCAUUUUUGCCAUCAAUUUGCGAGCAGCUGCCAAAGGUCAGUCUUCCCAUCUUGUUAUGAUUUCUUAUCUCAUUAGGUUCCUUGUCCUACAAGCUCAACUGCCAUUGGAUCAAUGGAAUCAGAAACUGAGAAACACAAAGUCAGUCACUUUAAGGUUUGUGGGAAGUAUCCCACAG
Molecule: messenger RNA, 948 nt
Organism: Puccinia graminis f. sp. tritici CRL 75-36-700-3
Lineage: Eukaryota; Fungi; Basidiomycota; Pucciniomycetes; Pucciniales; Pucciniaceae
Exons: 5
Coding region: 544-708 (54 amino acids)
Source: RefSeq, a predicted model, not a curated record